Linepithema humile (Argentine ant) is the source of this 2474-nucleotide messenger RNA. Lineage: Eukaryota; Metazoa; Arthropoda; Insecta; Hymenoptera; Formicidae. The record is from RefSeq and is a predicted model, not a curated record.
CGGAUUGUGGGUCGCGUAGAUAGUAAACAGUCACAGCGACAGCUGUACUCUUAUCUAGUCUGGUCGAGAUAAGCGGAGAAAUGGAUUCGUCGUGCGAUCAAGUUUAAAGUACAAUUAGACUCGAAAGAAAAUCAGAUCUGAUGGAAGAAAAGUAUGCCUCGGGAAUUCUGUCGCGACACUUUGACGUAAGGCGUUGAUGCUUAGGUUAUGUCGUUCUGUCAAAACGUUUGCAGCUUGUGAGGAAACUUGUCUGCCACCACUUUUCAUAGAGAAGAAUCGAGACUGCAAUAAUGGGCGAUCAUAUUGGAGAUAAUAUAUUGAUUCCACAGGUAGACAACGUUGUGUUGAUUGACAGAAGCGAUGGCAGUAAUAGGUGUAUGGAUGGCACACUGUGCAUCAGUGGGCAUCAUCUCAUCUUGUCUUCUAGACAGGAUGACGGGCAGGAGGUUUGGUUAAUGAAUCGAAAUAUUGAUGUUGUGGAGAAGAAAUUGAAUACUCAGAGUCCAGGUGGUAGUAUAAUAUUGAAAUGCAAGGACUUUCAAAUCCUUCAACUAGACAUUAGUUCCACCAAUGACCUAAUUAAUGCCAUAUUAUCCAUAGAGAAGCUAAUAUCAUUAGACCAGACUCUGCAAUAUCCAUUUUUUUAUCGACCACAGACGACCAACAAUACCAUGGUACAAAUAGAGGAUGGCUGGACAGCAUUUGCACCUGUCUCUGAGUGGUCUAGAUUAUUGGCGACGCAUGGGGAUGAAUGGCGUAUCAGUUACUUGAAUAGAGAUUACAAAGUUUGUAACUCUUACCCAUCGGCUGUUAUAGUGCCGCGUCAAAUAGACGAUAAAGUUGUAAUAGCCUCUGCUAGCUUCAGGGAUGGCGGAAGAUUCCCUGUUUUGUGCUACAGACACGAAGGAGGGAGUAUACUGUUGAGAAGCAGUCAGCCAUUAUGUGGUGCUACUGCUAGGCGGUGCAAGGAAGACGAAAGAUUGUUGAACGCCGUCUUAGGUCCGGGAAGACGCGGUUACUUAGUGGACACAAGAUCGGUUAGUCAAGCGCAAAGCGCCAGGGCCAGAGGCGGCGGCACGGAGAUGGACACGGCUUACCCGCAGUGGCGAAAGGUGCACAAACCAGUUCCUCGACCGCAAGAUCUGGCGGAUAGUUUCUACAAGUUAAUAGAAGCUUGUAACGACGUGAACAGCUCCACUUCGCAGUGGCUGUCAAAGCUGGACAGCAGCGGAUGGCUGUCCGCCGUACAAAGUGCUUUAAACGCUGCCUGCGUAACCGCGCAGUGCCUACACCAAGAAGUCGCGGCUGUGCUAGUUCACGGUAGCACAGGCAGAGACUCUACAUUAGUAGUAACUAGUUUGGCUCAGGCGAUACUGAAUCCCGAUUGUCGAACGGUACGAGGACUUCAGGCGCUUAUAGAACGCGAAUGGUUGCAAGCGGGCCAUCAGUUUUUCAGUCGGACUCGAUGUGGAGCCUAUCAGCCGUCAAACUCACAAAAUUCGAUGCACGCGCCGACUUUCCUACUUUUUCUCGAUUGCUUAUACCAAUUACACCAUCAGUUCCAAUUCAGUUUCGAAUAUACAGCGGAUCUGCUCAUCAAAUUGUACAAACACACCUAUUCUUCAAACUACGGUACAUUUUUAGGCGAUUCGGAAGCGGAAAGGAUAAAAUUACGUCUGUCCGAGCGAACUUACAGCUUAUGGUCCUACAUGAAUCAACCGGACGUGUUGGAGCAGUGGAUAAAUCCUCUUUACGAGCCGAAUCCGGGAGUGAUCUGGCCCAGCGUCGCCCCCAUCAGUAUUCAAUUAUGGAAAGAUUUGUAUCUCGCUCAUACAAGCGCAGCCCCGUGGGACGGUAUGCUCUCAUACGCGAAGCAGAUCAAGCAGAAUCACACGGCGGUGCGCAAAGUGGCGGGACAGUUGCAGGCGCAGAUCAAGCAGGCGUUGGAGGAUAUACGAUCGGACGCGGACAUGUCGCGGGUGGACGCGGACGGUCAGGAGGAGCUCUCCCGUAUAGCGCAAUUGAGUCUGGAGUCGCAGAGCACUUGAUACAGAAUGUAGAGGCUAAAAAAAAAAACUUAAAAUCUCUCCGUGCUGUUGUUCAACGAUCUUGUCAAUAUGCCUUCGAUCAAUACAAUACCACGUUAGCUCGUAAGGAUCAACGGUUUCUCCGCAAAUGACCUGCCACGUAUGCCGAAGCCUUCGUAAAGGAAUCCUCAAUUCUCUCGAUCCCUCGGAAAUAAGAAGAAAACUGUCUAUAUUCGUGUAAAACUAGCUCCACGGUCUGACAGAGCGGGCUAUCUUUGUCGAUAUAAAUUUGAAUAUUGUAUGUGUGUAAAGAAUAUCUUGCAUAAUCAACGUUAUACAUCACGCGCGGUCUUCGCCUAUAUUAGUAAAAUUCGUAUUAUCAGAAAGAUGUCACGAUUCUAUGUAAACAAUUUCAAGACGAGAUAAAGUGUGAUAUUUUUUAUUUCA